AAGUGCGGACAGCGGUGCGGACGGACGCUCAGCACACAACCGGAGGGGGGGGGGGACCCAUGCAGGCAAAUAUGCUGUUCUGUAGACUCACCGGGUUCACGCUGCUGAUCGGAACCGAAUCGCAUCAGCGUUACCGAGCGGACCUUUACGCACGGUCAUACAGCAGGACCGCCUGAACGGAGGCGUGAAGGAAGGGGAAAAGUUGAACGCGGUAACGGGUUUUGUAAUGGAUAAAGGCUCGACAAAGGUCUCUAGAUCCAAAUGUCACCCCCCUUGGACUCUGCCCCGGUCGGGGACCAGCAGUGUGUGACGGACAGGCGAGUGGAGCCUGUGGUGGCUCUCUACUGUGUGGCUUCAAAUUGGCCCUGGCUGAGCACUGCAUGGAGCUACGAGUGAAGAGUCCUGCUAUGGUCUGAUGUCUCAGCAUGGAUGGAGUCAGUCAGAGGACUGGCCACCACUAAUGAGACCAUCGCUCUUCAGCUGAGGACUAGCAUUUACAGGAUUACUCCCACGGUUUCCUGCUCUUUUCCCAGCUAACUGCAUCAUUUCUGAACUCCCCUAGGUGGACUUUUCAUGAGUCUAGUUUUUUGUGGAUAUAUUACGUCACUGCCUUUCUGAUUUUCAUAUUUGUUUUUUCCCAACCCAGUUUUUUUUAUUGUUGGUUUCCAUUUUCCCGUUUUGCUUUUCCACUAUGGAGUUUCUGGCUGGACCUUGGAAUAAAGAUUGGGCUUCAUUCUUGCAAUUUUGGUUGACUGUCAUCCUAAGCCUCCAAAUGCAAUUCAGCCCGGGUGCCUCUUGCCCGGAAGAGUGUCGUUGUGACAAAUUGUUUGUGUACUGCAAUGAACGCAGCCUGACAUCAGUGCCUCUGGGGAUAGAGGAGGGCUACAAGGUCCUCUACCUACAUAACAACCAGAUCAACAGUGCUGGCUUCCCUGUGGAACUUCACAAUCUGGCCUCUGUGGAGACGGUCUUUCUCUACGGCAACCAGCUGGACGAGUUCCCCGUUAAUCUGCCCAAAAACACCAGGGUCCUGCAUCUCCAGGAGAACAAUAUCCAAACAAUCUCUAAGGCAGCCCUGGCCCAGCUGACUCAAUUAGAGGAGCUGCACCUUGAUGAUAACUCCAUCUCCACAGUGGGGGUGGAGGAAGGGGCCUUUAGGGAGGCAGUAAGCCUCAAACUCCUCUUCCUCACCAAGAACCACUUAAGCAGCGUUCCCAUUGGUCUUCCCGAGGACCUGAAGGAGCUGCGGUUGGAUGAGAACCGCAUCGCUGUCAUUGCAGAGGAGGCCUUUCAGAAUGUGACACGUCUGCAGCGCCUCCUGCUGGACGGGAACCUGCUGACGGAUGAGGGCAUUGCGCCAGGGACCUUCCAGGACCUUGCCAACCUCCGUGAGCUGGCCCUGGCCCGCAAUUCGCUCACCUUCCCCCCUCCCCUCCUGCCCAGCCAGUCGCUGGUCAAACUCAGCCUGCAGGAGAACCAGAUCGACCAGAUCCCUGUGGCCGCCUUCGCCGGCCUAAACAGGCUGGAAAAACUGGAUAUCUCAAGCAACCAGCUUCAGACUCUGACACAGGGUGUGUUCGAUGGCCUGUCGAGCCUAAGGCAUCUCAUGGUGCGCAAUAACCCGUGGCGCUGUGACUGUGCGGUGAAGUGGGUGGUGGUGUGGCUCAAGUCUCUGCCUUCCUCCAUCAACGCCCGAGGCUUCGUGUGCCUGAGUCCAGACAAGGUGCGUGGCAUGGCAAUCAGAGAGCUCACGCUGGAUAUUAUCGAGUGUCCGGUUGAUGUCGAUCAGCCGCCCUGGCCCACCCUCCGCUCUACACCCCCUCCCCCGCCCACCACCACCCCUGUCACCACCAUGAUCUCUACCGUCAUCACCACAUCCAUCCCUUACUACUUUGACUCACCCUCCCCUCCCUUACCCCCAAUCCAUAACAACCCUCCUGGGCCCCUGCCUCCAUACGAGGACCCCCUUCAGAUCUCCUUCAACGUGGUCAACUCCACCAACAUCGAGGUGAGCUGGGAUUCCUAUUUCACCGUCACAGCUUACAAGGUCACUUGGGUCAAAAGGGGCCAAACCCAAAUAAACGAAGGAAUGCGGGAGCGGACGGUGAGCGGUGGCCGGCGGCACAUCAGCCUCACCAACCUGGAGCCCCGGUCCAUGUAUCGGAUCUGCGUGCACGUUCUGGACACCCUUAACUCCUACAGGCCCGGAGAGGAUACUAUAUGCUCCGAGGCCAGGACCAAGCCUGCCUUGUCUACUAAGCCCCCCGGCAGAGACCAAGCUCCUCAGGAGAGCAUCAACUCCACACUGCUCAUGGCUGGGAUCAUAGGUGGGGCAGUUCUUCUCAUCCUGGUAACGCUGCUCAGCUUGUUCUGCUGGCACAUGCACAGGAAGAGCCGGUCGUCUUCGACAAAGUGGAAAUACAACCGGGGCAGGAGAAAAGACGACUACUGUGAGGCUGGAACCAAGAAGGAUAACUCCAUUCUGGAGAUGACUGAGACCAGUUUCCAGAUAGUGGCGCUGAACAAUGAGCAGCUGCUCAAGGGAGAUUUCCGCAUUCAGCCCAUCUACACGCCCAACGGGGGCAUUGGAUUUAGAGACUGUCACCUCAGUAACAACAGUAUAGCCUACUGCAAGAGCAGCAACGUGCCCAGUACAGAGUUCUGCCACACGUGAUGCAGCAGCAAACAGUACAGCGGCAUUUAUACAUACACACACACACACACACACACACACGCGCACACACACACA
Seriola dumerili (greater amberjack) is the source of this 2749-nucleotide messenger RNA. RefSeq names its product leucine-rich repeat transmembrane protein FLRT2-like (gene flrt2). The transcript has 2 exons. NCBI's taxonomy places the organism in Eukaryota, Metazoa, Chordata, Actinopteri, Carangiformes, Carangidae. The record is from RefSeq and is a predicted model, not a curated record. Gene Ontology annotation, molecular function: protein binding. Bases 692 to 2674 code for a protein of 660 amino acids.